Canis lupus familiaris (dog) is the source of this 1421-nucleotide messenger RNA. RefSeq names its product CD81 molecule (gene CD81). The transcript has 8 exons. NCBI's taxonomy places the organism in Eukaryota, Metazoa, Chordata, Mammalia, Carnivora, Canidae. The record is from RefSeq and is a predicted model, not a curated record. Gene Ontology annotation, cellular component: membrane. Bases 200 to 910 code for a protein of 236 amino acids.
GCAGCGGCGGCGGUCGACCCAGCGCGCCCCGGCCCGGCCUCCCGCGCCCCGCGCCCCGCGCCCCCGAGUACCCGCGCCCCGAGCACCCGCGCCCCGGGCCCGCGCCCCGCCCCGCCGCCCGCCAGGCCCCGCGCCCCGCGCCCCGGCCCGGCCCGGCCCGCCCCGCGCACCCCGCAGGCCACUCGCCGCCCGCGCCGCCAUGGGGGUGGAGGGCUGCACCAAGUGCAUCAAGUACCUGCUCUUCGUCUUCAAUUUCGUCUUCUGGUUGGCUGGAGGCGUGAUCCUGGGUGUGGCCCUGUGGCUGCGCCAUGACCCACAGACCACCAACCUCCUCUAUCUGGAGCUCGGGGACAGGCCUGCACCCAACACCUUCUAUGUAGGCAUCUACAUCCUCAUCGCCGUGGGCGCUGUGAUGAUGUUCGUUGGGUUCCUGGGCUGCUAUGGGGCCAUCCAGGAGUCCCAGUGCCUGCUGGGGACGUUCUUCACCUGCCUCGUCAUCCUGUUUGCCUGUGAAGUAGCUGCCGGCAUCUGGGGCUUUGUCAACAAAGACCAGAUCGCCAAGGAUGUGAAGCAAUUCUACGACCAGGCUCUGCAGCAGGCCGUGGUGGACGACGAAGCCAACAAUGCCAAGGCCGUGGUGAAGACCUUCCAUGAGACGCUCAACUGCUGUGGCUCCAGCACGCUCUCCGCGCUCACCACCUCCAUGCUCAAGAACAGCCUGUGUCCCUCUGGCAGCAACGUCAUUAGCAACUUGUUCAAGGAGGACUGCCACCAGAAGAUCGAUGACCUCUUCUCGGGGAAGCUGUACCUCAUUGGCAUUGCAGCCAUCGUGGUGGCCGUGAUCAUGAUCUUCGAGAUGAUCCUGAGCAUGGUGCUCUGCUGCGGCAUCCGGAACAGCUCCGUGUACUGAGCGGCCCCGGCUGCACCUGCUGCGGGGAGGGCCGCUGGGAACCCUGCAGGGCCCCUAGAGUGACCGGACAUUCUGAGGAGGGGCCGUCAGCGCCUGUGUAUAUAACUUCUCUGGUAUUACUCUGCUACACUUAUUAGCCUUUUUACUUCUGAGGUUUUCUGUCCUGAAGUCCCCCGUUACCUUUUGGGGCUGAAGUCACCUAGAGACGGCGUGUGAGUGGGCCUUGGGGACCGUGAGGCAGGGGCCGCUCUGCUUCUGCAGCUGCUUGGGGGCUCCGCCUGCUUAGUCAGGCCUCUCCCGGGGGCCCGGGGGCCCCGGGGCCCACCCACCUGCCCACGGGCUGCACGGCUCAUGCCUUUUAACCCUCGUUCCUGUCGCCACUUGUCCCGAGCCGGGUCUGCCAGCAGCCUUCACCUUCAGUGCACCUGUCCUCUCUAACUCGUCACCUUCAGCUGUAAUUACAUCUUCAAAGUCAUUCAAUAAAGAAGGAAAAACCGGGCAUGCUAACAAA